Molecule: messenger RNA, 852 nt
Organism: Lottia gigantea (owl limpet)
Lineage: Eukaryota; Metazoa; Mollusca; Gastropoda; Lottiidae
Exons: 1
Biological process (GO): monoatomic ion transmembrane transport; signal transduction; chemical synaptic transmission
Cellular component (GO): synapse; neuron projection; membrane
Molecular function (GO): transmembrane signaling receptor activity; extracellular ligand-gated monoatomic ion channel activity; neurotransmitter receptor activity
Source: RefSeq, a predicted model, not a curated record
AUAUUGUUUUGGUUGCUGAUACCGUAUUGCUCGGCUGCAAGUUCUAAAGAAGUUGAAAAACUUUACGAAGACAAGAUCUUCCCGAUAAAUCCAAUGAUAUUGCCAGUGAAAAAUCAGUCUCAUGUUGUGGAAGUGAAAUUUAAGGUCCAUAUCGGGGCUAUCAUUGACUUUGAUGAGCUGAUUCAGAAGAUCUCGGUAACGAUGUGGUUGGAGGUGUAUUGGCAUGAUGAGCAAAUUUCCUGGAAUGAAACUGAUUAUGGUGGAGUCACGAAGAUUUAUCCACACCCUGAUGAUGUAUGGAGACCCAAUUUGGCAUACAGUAACAGCUUUUCCGGGACUCGAACGAUAGGCAAUGAAUUUGUGAUGCUGAUAGCAGAGAGUAGUGGAAAGGUUAUUUGGUCCCCUAGUUCUAAGAUGGAAACAUUUUGCAAAGUGGAUAUUGAAUUGUACCCGUUCGAUACUCAAUAUUGUGAGUUUGAUUUCUUCAACUGGGGAACAGUUUAUGGCGAGCUGGCCCUCUCAACCUUUGAUGAAGGAAUGGUACUGGAUUCCUACACAGCAAAUGGCGAAUGGGAUCUGAUUGGCUUUAGCGUUCGAGAUUACGUUCGGUCUUACAGUAAUGGAUCGAUCUUAAAACCUCAUGCGGCAAUCACCAUCAGCAUAAAGAGACGUGCCUCUGUUGUCGUAUUGACAGUGCUGCUUCCAGUACUUCUACUAGCUUUCCUGAACAUCUUCACUUUCGUGAUCCCAGCAGAGAGUGGGGAGAAGUUGUCUUUUGGUGUCACCAUCUUGUUGUCCUUAGCUGUGUUCCUGAGUUACAUCAAUUCUAUGAUGCCGCAGACGUCUGAGAGU